CUAAUGCAAAGCUUCGUGUUGCCUUAUUCCAUUUAUUGAUACACAAGCCGAUCGUAAUUGCCUAUUGAUUAUCAUGCGUAUGAUUGACUGCGAGCAGCCAUCGGGGGCUCGCUCUUCGCAAAUGACUUUUUCCGCCACGAUUCGUUUUGCAUGACCCCUCCUCACCCUCAGCGUAUUUCAUUUCAGUAGAUAUCGGAUCUUCACCAUUUACACUUCAUGCACAUUUCCCACAACUGUCACCUCUUGGACUGUUGAAAUUGUCUUUUGCAGUGUUUUCAUCAUCAUCAUCACCAUCAUCAUCUUCUUCUUCCUGCCAACAGGUGGCCGCGAGCUCGCGCGUGCACGCGGACGCUACUUUGAGGGUGCUGAAGAGGGGACUGCGUCUCUCUCUCUCUUUCUCUCUCUCUCUCUCUCUUUCUCUCCGCCUCGCUGAUCUCUCUCCACUGCGCUCCCGAUCCAAAGUCAUCAGCGAGCAAGUCGUGCUCGAGCGCGGCGGUCCAGCAGCGGUUGCGACUCGCUUCCAAGUGUCCAAGGAGCACGAGGACGACAGGGAUGAUGGUGCCGCCGAUGAAGAGAAGGAGGAGGUGGAGACGGGCGUGCGCGUGACAGAUGCCGCGUUCAAACACGUCCUCCUGUGGAUAGAAUCAAAUAAAAAGAAGAGAGUCUCUAUUUCCGCUUGCCCGCACGAAGUUCCCAUGUGCAACAUUGACAAGACGACGUCUACCGGGCCGGCGGCGUCUGUUAGCAUCCUUUAGCUCGGGGCGUCAUGUCCCAGCUCUACUACCGGCGCUCGAACAGCUCGUCGUACCGCGACCGCAUCCCUCUGAGGAUCGUGCGGGCCGAGUCGGCGCUGUCGACGUUGGAGAAGGCCUACCUGGGAGCCGUGGAAAAGGGCGACUAUGCCAGCGUCAAACAGGCCCUGCAGGAGGCGGAGAUCUACUUCAAGAUCAACAUCAACUGCAUCGACCCGCUGGGCCGCACGGCGCUGCUCAUCGCCAUCGAGAACGAGAACCUGGAGAUCAUCGAGCUGCUGCUGAGCUUUGGCGUCUACGUGGGCGACGCCCUGCUGCACGCCAUCCGUAAGGAGGUGGUGGGCGCCGUCGAGCUUCUGCUCAACCACAAGAAGCCCAGCGGCGGCGUGCAGGUUCCUCCCAUCCUAUUGGACAAGCAGUUCUCUGACUUCACGCCCGACAUCACGCCCAUCAUCCUGGCGGCGCACACCAACAACUACGAGAUCAUCAAGCUUCUGGUGCAGAAGGGCGUUUCCAUGCCGCAGCCGCACGAGGUGCGCUGCAACUGCGUGGAGUGCGUGUCGAGCUCGGACGUGGACAGCCUGCGGCACUCGCGCUCGCGCCUCAACAUCUACAAGGCGCUGUCCAGCCCCUCGCUCAUCGCGCUGUCCAGCGAGGACCCCUUCCUCACCGCCUUCAGGCUCAGCUGGGAGCUGCAGGAGCUCAGCAAGGUGGAGAACGAGUUCAAAUCGGAAUACGAGGAGCUGUCUCAGCAGUGUAAGGAGUUUGCCAAAGACCUGUUGGACCAAACCAGAAGCUCCAGAGAACUCGAGAUGAUCCUCAACUACAGAGAUGACGUCAACCUCCUGGAGGAAGAGGGCAACGGAGACCUGGCUAGACUCAAGUUGGCCAUCAAGUACCACCAGAAAGAGUUUGUCGCGCAGCCCAACUGCCAGCAGCUGUUAGCGUCACGCUGGUACGACGAGUUCCCGGGCUGGAGGCGGCGCCGCUGGGCCGGCAAGUUCCUGACGUGCGUCUUCAUCGGACUCCUGUACCCGGCGUUCGCUCUGUGCUACCUCACGGCCCCCAAAAGCCGCUACGGGCUGUUCAUCCGCAAGCCUUUUAUUAAAUUCAUCUGUCACACGGCCUCCUACCUGACCUUCCUCUUCCUGCUGCUGCUGGCCUCGCAGCACAUCGUCACCACCGAGCAGGACCGCCAAGGCCCGGCGCCCACCACCGUGGAGUGGAUGAUCCUGCCCUGGGUGCUGGGCUUCAUCUGGGCCGAGAUCAAGCAAAUGUGGGAUGGUGGUUUCCAGGAGUACGUCCACGACUGGUGGAACCUGAUGGACUUUGUCAUGAACUCUCUGUACCUGGCCACCAUCUCCCUCAAAAUCGUCGCCUACACCAAGUACAGCGGCAGUAAGCCGAGGAACCUGUGGGAGAUGUGGCAUCCGACGCUGGUGGCCGAAGCGGUGUUCGCCAUCGCCAACAUCUUCAGCUCCCUGCGUCUUAUCUCGCUCUUCACGGCUAACUCCCACCUGGGACCCCUGCAGAUCUCGCUGGGCCGCAUGCUACUGGACAUCCUCAAGUUCCUCUUCAUCUACUGCCUGGUCUUGCUGGCUUUCGCCAACGGACUGAACCAGCUUUACUUCUACUACGAAACCAAAGCCUCGGACGACAGGAUCAAGUGUAAAGGCAUCCGGUGCGUGGAGCAGAACAACGCCUUCUCCACGCUCUUUGAGACCCUGCAGUCUCUCUUCUGGUCCAUCUUCGGCCUGAUCAGCUUGUACGUGACCAACGUGGACGCCAACCACCAGUUCACCGAGUUUGUGGGCGCCACCAUGUUCGGCACGUACAACAUCAUCUCCCUGGUGGUGCUGCUCAACAUGCUCAUCGCCAUGAUGAACAACUCCUACCAGCACAUCGCGGACCACGCCGACAUCGAGUGGAAGUUUGCCCGCAGCAAGCUGUGGAUGAGCUACUUUGAGGAGGGGGCCACCCUGCCGCCUCCCUUCAACAUCAUCCCCAGUCCCAAGUCUGUCUGGUACCUGGCCCGCUGGCUCAAGGCACGAGUCUGCCCGGACGACGGCGACGCCCACCAGGACACCAUCGGCACACUCGGGAGACGAGCUGCGGAGAACCUGAGAAUAAACCAUCAGUACCAGGAGGUGCUGAGGAACCUGGUGAAGCGCUACGUGGCCGCCAUGAUCCGAGACGCCAAGACGGAGGAAGGUCUGACGGAAGACAACUUUAAGGAGCUGAAGCAGGACAUCUCCAGCUUCCGCUACGAGGUGAUGGGCAUGAUGAAGUCGGGGCGACCGGUCCUGCAGGGUCCCGCCGGCAGCCCACCCGAGUCCACCCUGGCUUACCCCAACGCCUCCUUCAAGAUAGCCACUUGCGCCCCACCUAAGAACAAAGCCAGCCGCUUCAAGAUGGCCGCCUCCCUUCUCCAGCAUGUGGCGUCCGCCGCCCGGAUCCCCGAAGCCCCUAACGGGCUCCCCAACGGCGAUGCCGGAGACUUUGCCGUGUUCCACAAACGACACCUCGGCGGAGGUUGCCGCCACCACGGGUAUGAUCUUCGUCAAGUCGGGCCCACAGAACUUUCCAGGAAAAUGUAUUCUCUAUCGGAGGAGUCGGAGGAGGACAAACCGGGGGGAACCGGUCCGGACGUCAGUGGCGACGUCGGUAGCGUGGCGGUGCAGGAAGACGAGAGCACAGCCUGAACUUUGACACAUGCGCCAGUCGACGCUCGUUGACCUUCGACAAGAGCCUCAAGGAGACGGAGGCGGUUAAUUUCCAACCACUGCCCUAGCUCAGUCCAGUCCAGUUCAGUCUCACACGGGCGGCCCGUGGUUUUCUGUUUACGAAAACAUGAAAGAUGAAUGGCUAAAGAUUUGCGCCCGGCCACACGUUCAAUGAAAUCCCAAGUGUAGCAAGUGUUUGCUUGUUAGCUUAAAUGCUAACUUUAUGCAAGAGGCCCAAUCGCAAUGUUCAUGUCAUUUGAAUCCCUAAAAUGGACUCCAAAGGAAGCUACUAUUUAUCAGUAAAAUAUUAAUAGUGCUGUUAGCUAGGAUGUAAACGAGUGAGUAUACAUAUAUUUUUGGGAAAAAAAAAUCGACAGCUCAUCUCAGGGUAAGUAUUGUUAGCUGUACAAGCCUCUCAAACAAAACAUUAACACUUAGCUGGAACACUAACAUUCUGCUGCUUAAAAGUCCAUAAUUUCUUUUUUCAUCCCUUAAAAAAAUGACAGGCACACAGCUACUUUAUCCUAAAAAGCAAUGCGGCCAUCCAAAUAUAUUUCAAAGAUGGACUGUUAAAUAAUCUGUAAACGAAUGCCUUUCUGUAGUUAGCUGAAAUGGUAACAAUAUGCUAUUGAAGCGAGUUGCCUCAAACAUUCGUUAGUGUAGCACAAAUCUUUUGUUGGUAUUUUAUCUUUUUUCAGAUUGGGAAGUGAGCCGACCAAUCAACGCAAAGCAAGGCAAAAAAUAUAUAAUUAAAUGUAGGCAGAACUGAGCGAAGCGCUUGGUGGAAUCAAGAACUAUUUUCUUGGAGACUCAGGGAGACAUUUAAGUGUUUUGUUAAGUUAGCAUGUUAGCAAUUAGCCAAAAGGUUUGCCUCUUUUUUUGUGCACUUUACACCGAUGAAUCGAUUUCCUCGAUUCCUAUUGUCCAUCGCUGGUUUCUAUGCAACCAAAAGAUGGGAGGCCACGCUUUGGAUGCUGACCACAAGGGGCGCCCUUUCCGAAACCAAUUAAAGCAAGUCACUCUGACUCCUCACCGUUUGAGUCUUUACAAAUGGUGAAAAGUCUUGAAUAGAAACUUGAGAAAAAAAUAGCCCUGAACUCACGCAGGAA
Messenger RNA from Syngnathus acus (greater pipefish), 4584 nucleotides. RefSeq names its product short transient receptor potential channel 4-like. The record is from RefSeq and is a predicted model, not a curated record. The transcript is spliced from 15 exons. Gene Ontology annotation, biological process: calcium ion transmembrane transport; manganese ion transport; regulation of cytosolic calcium ion concentration. Gene Ontology annotation, molecular function: store-operated calcium channel activity; inositol 1,4,5 trisphosphate binding; protein binding. Lineage: Eukaryota; Metazoa; Chordata; Actinopteri; Syngnathiformes; Syngnathidae. The coding region runs from base 767 to 3454 and encodes 895 amino acids. Gene Ontology annotation, cellular component: cation channel complex; membrane.